Anopheles stephensi (Asian malaria mosquito) is the source of this 1828-nucleotide messenger RNA. RefSeq lists its product as uncharacterized. Lineage: Eukaryota; Metazoa; Arthropoda; Insecta; Diptera; Culicidae. The coding region runs from base 209 to 1144 and encodes 311 amino acids. The transcript has a single exon. The record is from RefSeq and is a predicted model, not a curated record.
AUCGGGUUGUCCAGGAUCGGCCGCAACAACGCCACUGCUACCGAAGCUAUCGGCCCGAAGAUCCCAACGGAGUUGCGGCGGAUCGGCAUCAAAUGAACGCACCUACGGUGAUGAUCCUGCUGAUGAACUGCUGUGUCGAAGUGGCCACCAAGAAUGGAGCGAUACCCAUCGGGACGAUGACGAGACAGCGAGUUGCAACUGUCCCACGAUGUCCACCAGCUCCAUUAGUCGGCCCGGUGGUGGUGGUGGUGAUGGCAGUUACACUGGCCAGCCAGUACCGCCGCCAAUUUACUGUCGUAAUUGUGGUUACUUUGUCGAGGGUUCUAGGGAUUCCGCAACCUCCGCUGAACCGGUUGAGGUUCAGACAAGGUCCCCGUGCCGUCCACCGGUGGAUCCGGCCGAACGUAACGAGACACUCCUAGUCGAUUAUGAGACUAUCAGCAGCGACGCAAUGCCAGCCCGUUGUUCCAACGACGUCAAUCGAAACAAUACCAUCGACGAUGGUGGUACCACAGACACCGCCACGGCACCAUCGGUUGACAUUGACAUGCUGACAAUGCAGAUGAUGGUGGCAUCUGCUGCAUCCACCGUGUCCGGGCUCACUCCGGGCCCCACCAGACAGUUGGAUACCGUGAACAACAACACAGCUAAUGAAACCAAAAACCUGCGUUACGCGAUCGGCACCGUUGCACCCGAUUCGUCCAGUUCGUCGCCAGUAAUUGGAGAAGACGACCGGACGUGGAGACGAACUCCCACUACUCCCACCAGCGCGAAUGUAAACAGUGAAAAUAAUAACAUCAUUAUCGAUUCAUCGACGUCGACGACGAUAAGCUCGGUGGAUCAUCGGGAAACUCCCGGCACCAGUGACAUCAUUCAUCAGUGUCCAAACACGUCAUCCAAUCAGUGUUGUAAUCAGCCCGACAGUUACUGUACCGAGGAACCGACCUCGACGGUGGAAGACCACACGAAUGGGAAUGCCGGUAACGAGGCAACGGCCACAACCGAAACACAACCAUCGUCCGGUAUCAGAAGUUUGUUGAACGAGAAUGGGCUGGUACGGUUAGAUAUGAGCCAAAUCAUCGACAACACCGGUCUACCGACGUACGAAGCGGCCUUAAAGCUCGAGUCUAGCGGGUACGUGUAAGCGAAGAUGGCAGCGGCGAACCAUUUUUUUAUCUAAAGAAACAUGACAAGAACAUUUGAGGAAAAAAAAAGAAAACGAACACCAAACACACAACACCACCCCAGACACAAUUCCAGACCUUAACAACACAAUUAAAUGGCCUUUUAGGAGUAGUAGCAGUAGUAGUAGUAGUAGAGAAAGAGAUAGUGUUCUCCUGUAGGACGAACAUCUGCACACAAACAAAAAUCAUCAAGCAAAAAAGAAUGUGUCCACUCUUUUGCCAUAACAUUCUCUUAUCAAUGCGUGAUACGUGAAAGAUAGAACAAUUUUAAAUAAUUCUUUUCGUACUUGUCGAAGGUAAUGGUUUGUGUUAAAUUGGACAGCCCUUUCGAGUACGUCAUUUAGUUGCGACAUUGCACACAAAAACACAAUCGGAGGGUAUAUGAUUGGCAUUAUCACUAGUAAACCUCACAAGCAGCAGCAACACAAGAACACGGGUAAGGUAAGGAUACCCACCGGGUGGGUCAAGGGUUUCAGUGCAAAGGAACAAAACUUCCGAGGCGAAGGAAAGAAAAGCCCCCAUAUCGUGUAUCUCAUCACUGUAGGUCCCAAGGAACACCACAUCAAGAAUGGCUUUAAUGUUGUAGUACUGUAAAAACUAAUGAAUGUAUAAUGUUUCCACAAAUAAAAUGUGACAGAGUUGUA